Messenger RNA from Folsomia candida, 1526 nucleotides. RefSeq lists its product as uncharacterized. Bases 365 to 991 code for a protein of 208 amino acids. The record is from RefSeq and is a predicted model, not a curated record. Lineage: Eukaryota; Metazoa; Arthropoda; Collembola; Entomobryomorpha; Isotomidae. The transcript is spliced from 2 exons.
UGCAUAUUGACAACUUUUGCCGUGAAGCCAAUAACCCAUUCACCUUCAUUAGCUUCAACGUUUUCCUUGGUAAUAGAUAGAUACACACUUAUUGAAGUUGACAUUUAAAUAAUGCAUUACAGGAUUUUUGCAGAUCAGACCAAUGUAUUUCUAUGUAUGUUGUACUCACUACUGGUUUAUCACUUUAAUGUGGACAGUCUUCUAUGCCAUCACCUUGUGUAAAUUAUUUUACGUUAUCAGCAGCGUUAUCGUUACAAGAGUUUAUGUAACUUCACUUCAUUGUAUUGAAAAUCUCUGCAUUAAUCUCGACAAUUACAGUGAAAUUUAUAUUCUCAACUAAAUCCUUAGAAAUAUUUAAGACGAAAUGGGUUCACACAUUUUCAAAACCUUUCCAAUUUUUGGAAAAUUUUAUAAUCAGUUCAGCCAGUCGCAACAAAGAUUCAAAUUUAAUACACUAUUUGCCAUAUUUUAUAAGCCUUUUGGGUUAUGGAGGGGGAAGAGCAUUUUCAAAGUCAAGAGUUUUUCCAUCCCUCUCAAAAAUAAGUUUUUAAUCGCCGGGUCUGCCACGCUUAUCACCUCCGCCACAAAAGACAUCCCCGGUUUCAUAGCAAUUAAUUUAGAGGACAACAAACCACGUGAAGAGAUAAACUUUAUUCAUUUGCUGCUCGAUUGCGUCAGCGAUAAUCGGACGAGCGAUGAAGAUUUCUCGAUUUUGAUUAAUUCUACCGGAAUCUCGAUGGCUCAACGAUUAAACAAUACGUCAGACUGGCCAAAUUUUAUUGACGAUUAUAAAAAUGUACGUGGAAUUUUGCUGAAUUGGGUGAAAGUGAAUGUCGAAGGGGUGGAAAGAUUUAGAAUUGUGGCGUUGAAAGCGUGCGCUGAAAGAUCAUUGACGUUAUUACGAAAGGAGCAGACUGAACAAACGCUGGAGGGGAUCAAAGAUUGGGUAGAAAUUAUAGCAGAGCUGGAUGGACUGCUCCAACGCCAGUAAACCCUUGUGUUCCUUGUUCCUCUGGGAGUUGGGAAUAAGUAACUGAAAUACUAAAAAUAAAUGAAGUGUACAAAAACCUACCAAUGAACUAAUCAUUUCAUCCAUAAUAGAAAUACUAUCAUGCCGAAGACUUAUAAUUAAAAAACGAAAAUUAUGCGACAUUUUUGAAAUACUUAGCAUGGAGUAAUUUUUGAAUUAAAAAAAGUAGGAGAUAUAUUUUAUAGAGCAUCAAAUAGAAUUUUGAUCAUCGAAAUAAGUCCAUGAUAGACACAUGCAAAUACAUGAGAAACCCGAUAUGGAAAUAUGGUGUUUAGUUUGAUUGCAAUAUGUCCUGUAGCUUAUAAUUCAACUUUUUAGAAUUUAAGAUCAUGCAAGUGCAUACGACGCUUCUCUAGACUGUAAUAAUUAUACGUUCUGUACAUUCACAAUUUCAUACAUACAUAAAUAGAAAGUAUUUAGAAAUCUGUGUAAAAUCUGUGUGCUACUAAAAAUUAUAUGCUCAAUAAAUAUUAAAAACAACUACAUAAAUUGUAAA